CCAAGUAUGAUGGAGGUUAAAGAGAGACAGUAGGAGAAAGACAUUUAGGAGAUUAGGAGAUGCUGUCUCAGACAGCCUGUCUGAGCUGAGCGCAGGCAGCAGUUUGCUUCCGGGAGGCGGCCAGAGAUAUCAGAGGGAUCCAGAGCGUCAGCAGACCAGACGCCCAGCUGGACCAGAACCAGAACCAACUGAGAAAGCCGCUGCACGUUUCUUUGUUUUCAGGUGAACUUCUUUUAAACGGAAUCUCUUCUUCAAAGGCUUAAAUUACGCAUCCUUUCUCCUCUCUCCACACCACAGCUGUGUUUCUGGACGUUACAGAGGAGCUCCGACCAAAGAUCAUUGGGAGAACAACUGAACUCUGGCUGGCAGAGUCCGUGUGUGUGAUGUGACAACUGGCUGCGCCAAAGUGGCGCUUUUACGCGCGAUGGAGGAGCUUUUACGCGUACAGGGCGGUUGGUUUCAAAACGUCUCGUGGUGCAACUCAAGUCAAGUCAAUGAAAGUCGUUCGGGAAAUUCCACUGUGAACCCUCUGAAACGAAACGAGGAGGUAGCCAAAGUGGAAGUGACCGUCCUGGUCCUGGUGCUCCUGCUCGCGCUGACGGGAAACCUGUGCGUUCUGUGGGCGAUCCACACCACCAAGCACAGCCACUCCCGGAUGUACUACUUCAUGAAACACCUGAGCAUCGCGGACCUGGUUGUCGCGGUCUUCCAGGUCCUGCCGCAGCUCAUCUGGGACAUUACCUUCCGCUUCUACGGGCCCGAUUUACUCUGCAGGCUGGUGAAAUACCUCCAGGUCGUGGGGAUGUUUGCGUCCACGUACAUGCUGGUCCUGAUGUCCGUGGAUCGAUGCUUGGCAAUCUGCCAGCCACUUCGCUCUGUCCACAAGGGGAAAGAUCGCUUCUGUGUGAUCGUGUCCUGGAUCCUCAGUCUGGUCUUCAGCACCCCGCAGGUCUACAUCUUUUCCCUGAAGGAGGUGGGGAGCGGGGUGUACGACUGCUGGGGGGACUUCGUGGAGCCGUGGGGCGCAAAAGCCUACAUUACAUGGAUGAGUCUCAGCAUAUACAUCCUUCCUGUGGCGGUAUUAAGCGUCUGCUAUGGCUUGAUAUGCUUUAAAAUAUGGCAGAACAUCAAUAUGAAAACCAGAAGGGAGCACUACUUGGCUCCCGCUCCUAGGCCAUCCAAGGGCGCUCAUCCCCUGUCACGUGUGAGCAGCGUCAGGCUCAUUUCAAAAGCCAAAAUCCGCACAGUGAAAAUGACAUUUGUUGUGGUUCUGGCUUACAUUGUGUGCUGGACUCCUUUUUUCUUUGUCCAAAUGUGGUCUGCUUGGGAUCCUGCAGCUCCAAGAGAAGACAUGGCCUUCAUCAUCUCCAUGCUGCUUGCUAGUCUAAACAGCUGCUGUAACCCCUGGAUCUACAUGUUCUUUGCUGGUCACCUUUUUCAUGACUUGAUGCGAUGCUUCUUCUGCUGCUGCAGACACUAUCUGGCAGACACUUCUUGCAGCUGCGAACAACAGUGCUCGCACAAGAGCCCAUCCUCCACUUACGUCAUCAAGAACACUGGCAGCCAGAGGAGCCUCACGCACACAUCCAGCACAGGGGGGCCGGGGCACUGAAAGCAUAUAAUCAUCCUGCUACUGACUUAUCCAGCGAUCACACAAGCGCUUAUUUCAGGCAUUUAAUCAACCCCAGCACAAUGCUUGUUGUCAAACAUUUUAAAUUAUGCCAAACUGAGAAUUUGAACCUCCUGCACGCUGUGAUAACAGAAAAUAGGACAAAAUGCUAUUGUGUUCAAAAUGAGGACAAACAAAGAUGUAAAGUGAAGUUUCAACCUGCGGUACAUCUGCUGUCCGUUUCAAUUUUACUGGAUGGGUGGAAAAAAUAAGGUUGCCCCUUUUAUCAGCUUUAUCACAAUUCACUGUCAGCUUCAACUUCAGGAUGGACAAACUACUCACUUGGGCAAACAUUUAUUGUUUUGAGUUGAUUUUAACAAAGUGGAGAAAUUUAAGUUAUUAGGGCGCUGAAGCAUUAGUGUGGGCAGACAUAUGUAAGAAUUUUACAGUAAAAUUAUCACAAAACAGUCUAAUGUCUCAAUCUUGUUGGAGGGAAGAUUAUAUUGAAACAGAUUUCCUUCUCAGCCGACUGGGGGAUUGUCAGUUUUGUUCCUUUCAAAAACGCUAAAGAGGAAUGUAGCCUUUUUCUACGAUCUGCCACCCUGCUGGGGUUGUCAAGUCUGAGCUAACAUUGCUACCCAGGCAAUUGUAACACUGGUGGGCAAAAUGCAGCAGUGUUCCAUAAAGAACCUAAGCCAGUAAACAGGAGCGACCCAUAAGUUAUUUCUUGUACCCCCUAAGAAGUCACGGGCUCUUUUUGUGUUUCCUCUAAUAUUGGGUAAAGAAGGCUAGAAGCUAACAUUGAGCUAACAAUGCUAACAGUGAAUUAGAAACAACUAGUCGGCUCUAAAAAUAUCUCAAACUACUUUUUCAAUGACCAAAAACAUAGAGAAAACACUGCGCUGUGGCGCUGUGUAUCACGCUGCAAGCGCAGGAGGAGGAUUGACCCAAAAUGCAGAACACCAGAAUCACUCAAUGCAGGAGCAGUCGCAUAAAUAAAAAUUCCUUCAGUUUGGAUGAUGAGUGAGUUCCAAAGGGGCAGGAAGCCAGACCUAAAAUCAGUAACCCGACUGACAAAAACAAAAAGCUCGUUGAUGAGCAAAACCUAGAGUUUCACGAGUGGGAACAGAAAAACACUGACAAUGGACCGACAAACACUGAGAGACAAGACAGGUUUUAUACACAGGGGCUGGGUGAUUAAGGGAAUUGGGCACAGGUGAGAUUGAUAACUGAGAGGAGGAGCAGAACCGGGCAGGUGAGGAAACCAGACCUAAAAUCUGUAAGACAAAGCUACUGAACGUAAAUAAACCUAAACACUGUAGAAAUAAGACUAAAGAUAAAUAAACUAAUGACCUCAGAGUGACAGAACUAAUUAUAAUGGAAGGCAGGAGAGGAUCAUACUUAAAUGGGGAAGGAACACAAUACACUAAAGGGAGAUAUGAACUAGAUCAUCUAAAAUAACAGAAAACUAAUGAUAAGUCAACACAUUCUCACUCCCAGCACGUCAAAAACAAACACUUGGUCAGCCACCCUCCACGUCAGACCCCUGACGCCAAAAGUGCCCUUUGUAGUUACUUGUGUGCGAAAAGGGGUUUUCCCCUUAUUUGACUGCAGAUCCCAAUGCAGCGUAAAACUGACGCGAUGGGAUGUCCACAGCCAGGGCACCAAACAAGCUCAUUGUACCUCACCUUAACCGUAUCCUCUUAUUUAACCCUCCCCUCACCCCUAUCCUAACCUUAACCAUCUUGUUAGCGAACACGUUAUUGAUGUGUCGAUCACUCUAAAAGCCGGCUCUAUGAAGUGAACGGCGGGAGCCGCCUCGUCAUUGGUCGAGUUUGGACCGAGCCAACGCGAGGGGUAGGUUUCAACUACCAAUGUGGAGGUUAAAAGUAGAGGGUAUUUGUAACCUCCCCCUCGCCAGAUGGUAUGUUCUAACGUUCCCCUUGGGCGGCAAAUACGAAAAUUGACAGUCAGAUUCUAACUGUCAGAGUCAGAAUGCAUGGGAAACCAACGCUUGAUCACAGUGAGAGUAACGUUUUAGGUAGCAAGAGGGUUAAGGUUAGGAUGAGGGUGAGGGGAAGGUUAUAAAUAGUGAAACGUUAAGGUUUAGGUGCGGUUUAACGAGCUGGUUCGGUGCCGCAUCAGCGGAUAUCUCAUCACGUCAGUUUUACGCUGCAUUGGGAUCUGCAGUUACAAAAGGGAAAAACCCCUUUUUGCACAUAAGUAACGAAAAAGGGCACUUUUGUCGUCUGGGGUCUGACAUGGAGGGUGGCUGACCAAGCGUUUGUUUCCGACGCUUAGGGUGUGAGAAUGUGUUGGAUAAGUGAAGUGACUAGAGGGAACCUGGAAAAAUUGGGGACCAAAAGAGACGCAGAACAUUAGAGGACACAUGAGGGAACCUGGAGGGGCUGGGGACCACAGGGACACAGAGCAUGUCACUGAACAUUUCAGAUGUGUACUAAUCGGUUCGUUACAGGACAAUUUCAAGCCAUUCAUAUUAAUACCACAAAAAUGAGGGCAUUUCCAAAUUGCUGGCCACUGGACCCCCAAGGGAGGAUAUGCCCCCCCCCCCCCCCCCCCUUUAAUUUAUCAUAUGCUUGUUCACACACUACAUGCAUACAUGUUCUUAAUCAAGACAUACUUGUAAAAGCCAGUGAACAUAUUUAUAAUUGCUGAACAAAUAAAUCAUCAUUUCAAUAAAUGUCCUUGAAAUUUACCAUUUUCCUAAAAUAUAUAAAACUACCAGUGGAUGUUUUUGUGGAUGCUUUAGGUUAGACUGCAAUGAAUUCAACUUUUCUAAAAUGCUUAAAAAUCUAUGUAAGCAACUAUUAAAAUAAGUGUUUGAAACAUAUUUUUUCUGAAAUGUUUGUUUUUUUAAUGUGACGUAAAUGUGUUGGAUGCAUAAUGUGUUCCUUAAUGAAGUCAAAUAAAGGAACAUGCAGUGCACCACCACAAGCUAAAUGCUCCAAGAGUUAUUAUUCCUCCAAACCGUUAACUAAACUCCAGUGAUUCUGCUGAUAAUGAAGCCUAAAGGUGAAUGGUUGAAAUGCAAAUAUGGCUGCAUAAAUUCAUCCUUUAAAUAACAUCAUUGUCACUGAUGAGGAUGAUUUCUGUCCAUUGAUGGUCAAACUACUGAAACAGAUCUUAAAGGGCAACUAUCUGUUUGUUUUGUGCGAUGGUGAGCUUUUUUAUGUUCAGUAGUUCAUGCUGGUGUAUACAGAAAAAACAAACUUCAAGGGGUUUCAGACACAAUCUGUGCCGAUCGCAUGUUUGCAUGGGGGGGUCAAUGCUGCAGAGCAGAUGUCAAACGAAUUCCAGAUGUAGAAGUGAGACGUAAAACUUACCCUAAUAGGAUGUGUCUCCUAAACCCAUCAGAAGAGCUCUUUUACGCAGUUUCUUUCAUUUUAAUUAAAGCACGUUACAUCUUUUUUUAAAAGAACUCAGAAAACUGAUAAUUUUUGAAGAAAAUGCAAAUUUGCCUCCUUCUAUUUCAUAAGACUGUGUUUAAUCUUUAAAAAAGACAAAAUAACUUUCAAAUGACAAAUUGUUGGUUUAUAAUUAUGUAACAUUUAAUUUACUUUAGCCUGCCCCUCGUGAGUGUUUCACUAUCAAUAUUUUAUCAACUCCUUCAUAUCCUUUGUUGGAAGUUUACUACGUGCACGGGUUAUCAGAUGAACUGGAACACACUUAUUAGUACAUUAUGGGCAUCUGGUGGGCCACUUUGUACUGAAAAACUGUUUUCACGUUCUUUUGCACCAUGCAGACGUGUAACAUUGGACCAUAUCCAUAAAUAAACAAAGACAAAACAC
Molecule: messenger RNA, 5418 nt
Organism: Nothobranchius furzeri (turquoise killifish)
Lineage: Eukaryota; Metazoa; Chordata; Actinopteri; Cyprinodontiformes; Nothobranchiidae
Gene: oxtrb
Product: oxytocin receptor b
Biological process (GO): female pregnancy; maternal process involved in parturition; cellular response to hormone stimulus
Cellular component (GO): plasma membrane
Molecular function (GO): vasopressin receptor activity; oxytocin receptor activity; peptide binding
Source: RefSeq, a predicted model, not a curated record